GAGGAUAAUUUGGAUAAAGGAAAGGGAAGUCAGAAGGAUGACAAUAUGGAUAGAGUCAAGAAAGAUCUCAGUAAAGAGGAUUUGGAUAAAGAUAAGGGAGAUGUGAAGGAUUUAGAUAAAGACCAAAAAGAUCUGGAGGAGGAUAAUUUGGAUAAAAUUAAGGGAGAUGUCAAGGAAGACGAUUUGGAACAUCCAAAAAGGGAUAGCUUGGAUGGAAACAAGGAUCUAAAGAAAGAGGAUUUGGAUAAAGUUAAUGGAAAUAUGAAGAAGGAUAACAUGGAAGAGACCAAAGGAGAACUGGAGAUUCAAGGAAGAGGAGGAUAA
Penaeus vannamei (Pacific white shrimp) is the source of this 324-nucleotide messenger RNA. The record is from RefSeq and is a predicted model, not a curated record. Lineage: Eukaryota; Metazoa; Arthropoda; Malacostraca; Decapoda; Penaeidae.